Molecule: messenger RNA, 1960 nt
Organism: Gadus macrocephalus (Pacific cod)
Lineage: Eukaryota; Metazoa; Chordata; Actinopteri; Gadiformes; Gadidae
Product: regulator of G-protein signaling 5-like
Exons: 4
Coding region: 238-675 (145 amino acids)
Source: RefSeq, a predicted model, not a curated record
CAUGGGCUUGUAUACAGCCUGGAGGGGUAUGUUGGAGAGGCACAGAGGCAGAAGCCAAGGCUGACAACAAGAAAAUAUCCACGGUUCUAUCAAGGGUUGCUGAGCAUGCAUUAGGAUCUCCACAGCAACUUAGCUCUUUCAGACGGGAAUAUAUCCUAUCCAGCUUUUUACUUUAAUUCUUUCAUUUUUUUGCUUAAAGAAAACCGAUGUUCAGGUACUGGUGUCUGUGAGGCGAAGAUGUCGGAGCGAGCUAUGGAACUGCUCCUCCGUAGGGCCGCGGUCGGCGAAGCCUUGUCGUGGAGCGAGUCCCUCGACCAUCUCCUGGAGAGUAAAGGUCGCCUGGUAUUUGAGGAUUUCCUGAGGAGCGAGUACAGUGAGGAGAACCUGCUCUUCUGGCUGGCCUGCGAGGACUACAAGAGGAGCCCCAGCCCCCACAAAAUGGCCGCCAUGGCACAGAGGAUCUUCGCUGAGUUUGUGCAGGUCGAUGCGCCCAGACAGAUAAAUAUCGACUACCUGACCAGAAAAAGCAUACGGGAGAAUAUCUCUGAGCCGGGAUUGCACUCCUUCGACAGAGCGCAGAAGCUCAUAUACGCACUGAUGGAAAAUGACUGUUAUCCUCGAUUCCUGAAAUCUGACAUCUAUCAGGCUUUCCUGGAACAUUCCAAGCAACAAUAAGUGAGAAAAAAAAGCAACACUGCAAGGUACGAAGGUCAGCUACAGCAGGGCUCUCUUGUCAGACAAAGUGAAAUUCAAAGAAUAUAUAUAUAUGGAAUUAUAAUUUUCAAUAUCAUCCCCCUUCUGAAACAUCCAUCUCAGCUUCCCAUUCCCUGUUAUUUCAUUAAUUAAUGUGGAAAUAUUACCGCUAUUGCAUUAUAGCGUUUACUUUUUCAAUUCCGCGCAACAUUACUUUUCCGAGGGAAAGAUUUGACGGCGAUACUGCAUCCUCAGCCAGUAUGCUAUUGCGCAAGCACGCAGGCACGCUUGCGGCGCGUCUGCGUACUUGCGCAAUAGUGCCUUAACGAGCUCUCAUUCCGAACCGUACGAGACAGACAAUGGUAGCGUGAAGCUGUCUCUGCAUCUCAGACAUCUCGCUUCCGCAGGCAACUCUGUCCCCUUUUCUCCCUUUCAUUCCAAUCCUGAGCAACGCUAGUCUCCCUUCUCUGCCGAAUGCAUUUUUGAAAAAAAAGAAUAAGUAUCAGUUUUUAAAAUCCUUAAUUGUAAUGCAUGACUCCGAACCGUGUGAUGUGUCCAAUCUGCUGCGUUUUAGGGGAUAAAAUAAGAGUUCUUAUUUUAUCCCAAAAAAUAUAAAAUAAUAAUGUAAUAAUAAUAAUAAUAAUAAUAAUAAACACUAUGUUGGUCUCCCACCAUAUGCGCUGUCAUCAGCACAAAUGAUCUGUCCCUAAAGUUAAAAUCCCCCAUCCCCCCUGGCUUUUUCUUUACAACUCGACCACUGUAUAUGACUCAUAUAUAUAUAUAUAUAUAUAUAAAGACUUGUCUUUAUAUAUAUAAAAAUAUAAAGUGAGAGAGGGAGAAAGGUUGUUGAGAUGAGGUUUUUUGAGGACACAUAUCAGAGUGCUUUCAUUCAUGUACCAUUUUGAAUGUUUCUUUUUUAUAAUUGCACAGACCGAUAACUGCUUUGAAGACCACACUUUCUAUGUUGGAUAAACCAUGCAGAGAAAUGCAGGGAUGUACCUGCCUGGUGUGGCACAUAUAAGCUCAAUGUGUAAAGAAUUCUCAAAAGAUUCUCUAUUCUUGGAGAUGUCAUGACCCCUGAUGUGUUUAGAAUACAAUACAAAUACAGAAAUGUGCCUUUGAAAGAAAUCUGAUGCAUGUUUGAUGUAUGUAUGAAUGUUAGGUAUGUAUGUCUGAUCAGGUGUAUGUAUUUGUACAGGAUGUACGUCCUGUAUGUAUGAGAAUGGUGGUGGGGAUGUUUACAAUGAAUAAAUACAUUUAAAGUCAA